This is a messenger RNA of Venustampulla echinocandica, 1824 nucleotides long. Its product is annotated as RNA-binding, RBD. The transcript is spliced from 3 exons. Gene Ontology annotation, molecular function: RNA binding. The record is from RefSeq and is a predicted model, not a curated record. Lineage: Eukaryota; Fungi; Ascomycota; Leotiomycetes; Helotiales; Pleuroascaceae. Bases 1 to 1824 code for a protein of 607 amino acids.
AUGGGCAAACGAUCUCGGAAGAAUCCUGAUGCCGCAGAGCCCGCAAUUAAGGGCAAUGGGAAUAGCAAUGGUCCCAGCACCAAGACCAUUUUGGCCCAUGAUAAGGCUAUCGACCCGUCUUUAGCCUCGUUAUUUGCUUCAAGUGCUGGCCCAGUCAAAGCCCCUCCCAAGGCUCGUUAUGAAGAACCCCCGCCUGCCAGAAGAUCUACUGCCGUGGAGGUUGAUGAUGCGUCCGAGAUGGAAAGCGGCAAUUCCAGCAGCCGCGACGACGACGAGGAAGAUGAAGAAUUAAGCAGUGUAGAUGAAGAUUUAGAAGACAAUGAUAUUUCCGGCCUUUCUGAUGAUGAUGACGAGGAAAAUAUGUCGGAUGAGGAGCCGCAGCUCGAUAGGCUUAUUGAAGCUACAACCCAGAGACCAGAGCGAAAACGGAAACGGAAGGCUGGGGAAGGAGAAGACCUUGAGGCGAAAUAUAUGCAAAAGCUGUUGAAGCUAGAGGAGCAGGAAGAAGAGGCACUAGAAACUGAGCGAAGGCAAAAGCGCCAGAGACUGGCGGCAGAAGCAGACCCAGAUACCUCAGAAGUGGAGGAGGAUGUUGAUGAAGAAAAUGACGGCAGCAAUGACGAUGAGUCGGAGGGGGAUAAUGACAGCGAUGACAGCUUAGAGGCUGAAGGAAUAACCUCUAGAGGAGCUCAACCAUCAGAUAUCCCUGUUCACGAAUCUCUUGCGCCUAGCAAGGACGCCCUCGAGCUCGACAAAGCGUCACGGACUGUCUUUCUAGCUAAUGUCUCAACCGAAGCCAUCACCUCCAAGUCGGCAAAGAAGACUCUUCUUGCGCACAUGGGAUCCUUCCUUGACUCUCUACCAGAUCCGCCACCCGGCAAACCAGCCCACGAAGUCGAAUCCAUCCGCUUCCGCUCCACUGCCUAUGCAGGAACCUCCCUCCCCAAGAAAGCUGCCUUUGUCAAAAAAGACCUCAUGGCUGCCACCACGAAAAGCACAAAUGCCUACCUGGUCUACUCCACAGCAUAUGCAGCUCGGGAAGCUGUAAAGCGGUUAAACGCUACUAUCAUCCUUGAUCGCCAUCUCCGUGUAGACGGCGUGGCCCAUCCAGCAAAGACAGAUCACCGACGCUGUGUCUUUGUAGGAAACUUAGGUUUUGUAGAUGAUGAGAGUAUGCUGGAUCAAGGUGGCGAGAACGAGCGCAAGCGCUCCAAGAUCCCAUCUGACAUCGAAGAAGGGCUCUGGCGCCAAUUUGGCAAGGCAGGGGCUGUGGAAAGCGUUCGUGUAGUCCGGGACGAGAAGACCCGUGUCGGCAAGGGAUUCGCAUAUGUGCAAUUCAAGGAUCCUAAUUCGGUAGAAGCCGCCCUUCUCUUUAAUGAGAAGAAAUACCCGCCGAUGCUUCCCCGCAUCCUCCGUGUUGUCCGCGCCAAGGCCAUCAAAAAGACCGCCAAUGCAUCGCGAGCCAAUUUCAAGAACCCUAAACCCCAAGGUAAGGGUCAGAUCUACAAUCCAAAGGUGCCGGGAGAGGAAGCAUCGUUGCACGGCAGAGCUGGAAAACUGUUAGGUAGAGCAGGCGCGGCCAAACUGAGGAAGGAGGGGAGCGGAGCGAAUGGGAUGGUCAUGGGGAAGAGAGGAGGUGCCAGUGCGAUCGGCGGAGUUGCAAGGACACCGGAGAACAUCAUAUUUGAGGGCUAUAGAGCCAGCGCCAAAUCGGGUAAGCCUAAGGAUUUGAAGAUGGGUGGAGGGAAGAAGGGGAAGCCGGCGAACAGAGGUGCAAAGCGGGCAAGUGCUUGGAAAAAGACUGCGGGGAAGAAAGAUAAAUAA